Molecule: messenger RNA, 3468 nt
Organism: Trypanosoma rangeli
Lineage: Eukaryota; Euglenozoa; Kinetoplastea; Trypanosomatida; Trypanosomatidae
Product: ATP-binding cassette protein subfamily G, member 5
Exons: 1
Coding region: 1-3468 (1155 amino acids)
Cellular component (GO): membrane
Molecular function (GO): ABC-type transporter activity; ATP binding; ATP hydrolysis activity
Source: RefSeq, a predicted model, not a curated record
AUGGCUGCAUGGCUUGUCGCCCUCGUCACGCUGCCACGCGGGGUGCAGGGUGAAGGCGCGAGGCAGAUGCCACGCGAUUUCCCCUUUUCCAUGUCUCAGGAAAACUUUUGGAUGCUCGUGCCCGGCGCGGACCGGCGUGGUAUUGACGCUCGCUACGGUGUGAAUGUUGCUGCAGUGGAGGACGCGAACGACACGUGCAAGAAUGGGGGCACGAUGAACGCGGGUGACUGCGAGUGCCCCGAGCCUAACAUGUUUGAUGGUUUGCGUUGUGAGAUGUGCCAAAGCGGGGCGGCGUGUGCCGCCUACGUCGGCGAGCCCCACAUGUGUCACCGCGGCCUUGCCGUUCGUGGGUCAAACAAACAGUUUGAGUGCUCCCUUGACUCGCCGUUUUUGGCUGUGCUCGGCGGUGGCCGCAAGGUGGAGGCGGUUGUCACGCUGAACUUCAGCACGGAGGACGCCACUGCCUUCGCCGCUGGCAGUGACGGCGUGUGCGACAUCACGCUCUUCCGAGUUGAGCCCAACCACGAGCUGGUUGAUGCCUUUUUUCGCUGCACCACCUCCCAGUGCUCCAUGCGGCUGGUGGCGGAAGGGAAAAGCGAGGCGGAGAGCAACUCCGCCUCUUUGCGCCGUACCUUUAAGGUGCUGACAUUGGUGGGGCAGGUGGUGCUCGUCACUCUGUGCACACUGGUUGCCUUGCUGCGGUGCGUGUCGUCGAAGCUUGGCUACCGCCGUACGGCAAAGAUUGUGGUUGGCCUGGGGGCCGCGUUGACACUCGCCACCGUGCUCUUUAUUACUGUGCUGCUUGUCUGCAUGCGCUCCAAGGAACCCGACAUCUUUGCCGUGUACGAGUGCAAAAGCACCGACUGCCACUGCGCCGAGGACCCACCGUCCAAAUACACACCCAUCUGCUCAAGGUCGCUCAUCCACGAUAAGAUUCUGCCGCUCAUCAAGAACAGCGUCCACUAUUCGUGCAACCUGCGGACGCGCCACUGUCAAUUGACACUCGCCGACAUCGCUCUUGUCUUUGACCUUCAGUGCAAUGCCAGCGAGUGCGUCAACACGAAGCAGUUCCCGACCGAGCCGACGAUGGCUCAGCCCGAAAUUUUGCAGGCGCAGCGCAGUCUUCUCAUUCUGCUCAUCCUCGCGGUCAUGGUCGUGGUCGUCACGAUUGCAGCGCACGCGGUACGGCUCGCCGCCGUAUCGAGGCAGAAGGCUGCAGAGUUUGUGCGCAUAUUUGGCCUCUCUGAGCCGAUGUCGGAAACUGUGCGUCCCAUGGAUGACGAUGUAAUCAAUGGCAACAGCAACGGCACGGCUGUCAACACCCUGCGGCACCAAGCACGUUCCCUGAAGGGCGAAGCUGUGGAAGAGGUUGAUGACGCCUUUGGCUGCGAUGAGGUCCUUGGACUGGCCUUCCAUGGGCGUUCCGGCGUGUCCCACGCGACGAGUGGUGCAAGACGCUGUUUUGUCGCUAAGCCGGGCGAGGUGGACCGCAUUGAGUUCUUCCGGUAUCUCACGAAGUCACCCUUUGAACUUCAGCUAAAGGACUUGGCCUACACCCUGCCGGGAUCCCGCUUGGCCGCAGAGGAGGAGGCACAAGCGCGUCCGAUUCUGCAUCGAGUAAACUUUACCGUUCACUCCGGCGAGGUGCUGGCCAUUCUUGGCCCUUCUGGAGCCGGCAAAACAACUUUGCUGGACCUCUUGUCCGUGCGACGAAAGCAGGGUGUGACGACGGGAACCAUUUCUUUCAACGGCACCCCCAUCACCACAGCCGGGGCUAAAUUUAUCAAGCAGUACCGCAACAUCAUUGGGUACGUUUCACAGGAGGACACGCUGCUCCCAGCACUGACCGUACGCCAGACGAUUGAGUACGCGGCGCGACUGAAACUCCCGCAAGCCUUUUCCAAUACGACCAUUAAAAGUAUUGUGCGGCAUAUGAUAGAGGCACUGAAGCUGCAGCAGUGUGAACACACCGUCAUCGGCGAUGGCAGCGGGCUCCGUGGGGUAAGUGGGGGGGAGAAGCGCCGCGUCUCCAUCGCAGUGGAAUUGCUCGCGAACCCUCGUAUUCUUUUCCUAGAUGAACCUACAAGUGGCCUGGAUGCGGUCAGUGCCAAGCGGGUCGUCGAGUCGGUGGUGGAGUUGGCGAAGGAGUCACCGAUGCGGGCGUAUGCGCCACACUACUUUGCCUUCAAGCCCCUUGUCAUCUUCAGCAUUCACCAGCCAUCGCAGGAAAUAUUUGAAUUGUUUGACAAACUCCUCUUGCUCUCUCGCGGCGUGAGCGUGUACUGCGGACCAGCCCGCACCGCGGCAGCGACGCUUGAGAAGCGUCUAAAGCAUAUUAUGGGCGAUGAGCGGCCGAUUCCCAGUCUCGAGGAACACCCGAACCACGCGGAGUACCUCAUGAAGUUGGAUGAAAUUCUUGGUGAUACCACCCGCAUGGAGGUUCAGGCGGCGGGCGCAGGUGUCGCGCCGGAGUUGAUGCUCCACGAGGGCACAGAAUUUUUUCAGCAAUCCCGCGAGUACCCUGGCGAAAAUGGCGCUAGUGAAAGUGAACCGCUUGUUGUGGGUGAGGAUAUUCUCCGCACUACAUCUGCCUUUCGUGUCUACUACUCGAACGUGUACCAGCAGCUCACACUCUUAACGUCACGGGCUGCGUGUUGUCUCAUUUCAUCCUUCCACUUGCUUGUGUGUCACGCUGCAGUGACGGCGUGUGUCGGGGUUCUUAUGAUGGUACUAUAUCACGAACAAGCGCUUGACCUGCCUGGGGCUUUGAACCGUGCGGGAUCCAUUACGUUUAUGCUGCUGGUGGUUUCCUUCGUUUCCCUCAGCUGCUUGGAGCAGCUCGUCGCUGAGCGCAAGCUUUUCGUGCUAGAACGAGAGAACGGCUUCUACCAAACCCUGCCCUACCUUCUCUCGAAGAUACUUAUUGAUAUCAUCCCGCUUCGCGUCGUUCCUGCGAUGGUGCUCGCCUCACUCAUUUAUUUCCCUAUGGGACUCCGCGUGGAUAACGGGGUGCACUUUUUCUGGUUUGUUGUUAUAGUCGUGCUUUUUUCCAUCUGCAUCACACUUGUCGUACUGUGUAUCGGCAUCGUCACCGGGUCUUUUGGGUCGGCGGCACUGCUGAGUAGCGUUGUCAUUCUCUGGAACUUUGUCUUUGGUGGUUUCCUCGUACAGUCCGAGACUGUGCCGGUUGCGCUGCGACCCUUUCAGACGGUCUCGCCCUUCUUUCUUGCUUUCGAGGCGCUGCUUGUGAACGAGCUCGACGGGCAGGCGUGCACCUUCUCCCCAACCGACGAGACGGGGAAGCAGGUGGCGACGAGCAUCCCGAUCAUGUGUGUGCAGUACCUGUCGAACAUUGGCCUGAAGCCCACACGCUUCAACGGCGACGUCGGGCUGCUUGCAGGGUUUAUUUUUGUCCUACUGGUCAUCGCCUGGCUGUUGCUUGCGAGGUUCACCACCAUUGUGCGGUGA